UAUUUUGAAGGCUCGGAAGCCGUGCGUCCGGCGUUAUUUUGGUACUUCCCGUUGACUCGAUGGCGCUUGUUGACCCGUUUGCUGUGGCGCUGCUUCCGCGUUCGUCGUAUGGCAGGUCUACACGGAGAGCGCUUUGACCGUCUGACCCACGCGUACAGGUGUUUCCUCGCGGGCUCGUGUCCGAGCCAAAGCGCCGCAGAGGUGGCCGGGGUGGUGUUUUCCGGGGUGCGCGGACCGGCGGAGCUGCCCGGUCACGACAGCGCGUGUGCCCGCGCAGGGGCGCGCUGCCGCGAGGGCAGCGCGGAGCUGACCUGCGUCAGCGUGACCCUGGUGGGGAUAGUGACCAGCCUGACGAGCGAGGGCCAACCCGCGGAGCUCGUCCGCUACUGCCGGGACACCCUGGCAGUGUUGUUCCAGGACCUGGAUCUCAUGACACAACUUGUCCACCAUUUCCAGACCGAGGACCAGAUCAUCUCUCAUCUGGCCGCGAAGAGUGUAUCAACGUAUGUCGUCCACCAUCUGCUCGAAUCCAUUUGCACUAAUUUUCAGGCAACAGUCAGUCCGGUCUGGCAGCAGAAGUGUGUUCAGGCGUUUCACAGCUCCUCCCCCGGGCAAGAGUUGGAUGGGUGUCUGUGGUCACUGACUGACGUCUUGAAGAGACUCCUCCAAGCAGCUCAUCAAGAGAUCCUUGGAAAAAUUGUGGCAGCCUUCGAGCCCAGCCUACGUGCUUUAUGUUCAAAGUUUCUCCCUGAAGAGAAACAACGUGGGAUGGAUUUUACCAGCUGCGAUCGCUGGGGAACAACAUUCUGCCUCCUGCUGGACCUGUUGGAAGCACUGGCUGCUUCCAGUGUGAUCUGUGGUGCUGGUCUGAAGAGUCCCAGAUUAGUGCACAUUCACUCCUCAGCACUCCUGACUACGAUCAGCUGCUCCCCGGAGUAUUUUGUGAAAAAGCGAGCGCUGUUGCUCCUGAAGAGGGCAGUGCUCCAGAAGGCUGGAGAGGACUGGGCCUCAGGAGAGGUGCUGUCUGCUGGACGGAGACAUGAGCAUUUCAGCACUGAUAUGAACAAGCUAGCUCAGACUGUGUUAACAGCCGUGGCUGCUGAUUGGUUGCAGAGUGUUCAAGUGGAGUCUGCCUCUUUCUUCGGGGGGAACAAACACAGUGACGGAGGUCAAAAACCAGACUGUGUGAUGCUGAGAGCUGUCAGCCUGCUUAUUCUCAAGUCCACAGAGCUUCACAUACAAGCACCUGGGAUUACGGGGGUGGACAGCGCCCCAGAUGUUUAUGGAUAUCUACAGAGCCUGUGGGGCUUUCUGAGGCAGUGCAGUGUGCAUCUGAUGGAAGUCAAGCACCUCUGCUCCUGGGUCAGUCUGCUGUUUGGAGAGCAGGACGAUGACAUGAUGGAGGCAGCUAAAGCCUCACUCUUCAUAUUUCUCCAUCACAGACUGUGUUCCGGGUUGGAUGACAUUGCUGAGUCAGAGGCAGCCUGUGUCUCUGGCUGCAAUCCUCACUGCCACUUCCUGUUUCUGCUUCAGAGUGUCUCCUUCGACCACAGCAUCCUCCUUGACUUCCUCAUCUCCUCUGAGACCUGCUUUCUGGAGUACUUUGUGCGGUACCUCAAGUACCUCAAAGCUGACUGGCAGGGUUUCACAGCAGCAUGUGAAAGAGUCACCAAGUCACGCUGUCAUGUUUCACUGCAGGAGUCAUUUACUUUCUCGUGUGCUGGUGAUAUGCCUGCACUGACAUACACAGGUGAGCCAGAUCAAGUUGAAUUCAGCUCCUGCGUCCAGCCGUCAGGUUUUAUCCCACCAGCGGACAGGAUCAGUUUGGUCGCCGGUCUUCCUCUCGUAGAGUACGAUAGUUCUGAUGAGUCUGAUGCAGGGAGCAUGGAGAUCUCUGAGGACGAACCAGGGCCGUCUGUAUGUGAGAAAAGUAAAUGCCCUGCCUUUUAUGUGAAACAGAAAACUUUUGAAGCCAGACAGAAACAACACGAGUCAUCUGACUCAGCAGGAUUACUGAGUGAACCUACAUCCACAGUGAAAAGAAGACCAGAUGGGCUUUCACUGCCAAUGUUACAGAGCAAGCAAAGAUUGUGUACUCACAUGGCACCUCUGUCAGGACAGGUCACUUUAGCCAGAGCACUCACUUGUCUGUCAGAACUUAGACAGGUGGUGACAAGGCUGCAGACAAAGAAGCUCUUCCCAUACAACCCUUCCUCACUCUUAAAGCUCAUGGCACAUGUAGAGAACUGCUCUCAGCAAUCGCCUGUGUCAUUGUUCAAUAAAUGAUGAAAGUACAUAAAAUGUCCUGUUCUGUUAUGUGAAGUGUCGUGGAAGCUAACAGAGUGAGUGCCACCUAUGAAUAAGGCCUCCUUUAGAUUUAAGGCAUGUCUUUCCUGUCUCCCUGCAUUCCUGCUGGGAAAGGCAAUUGGGUAAAGAUAUGAGGAUACGAGUAGCUGACGGACGCAGAAACUAAAUGAAGAAAUCAACGUACUGAAUGGUAUAUAUCUAUAUUAUCCAUAAGAUAUGCUAUAGAUACAUAGCAUAACAUAUUUGUCAAAAGCUCUUAAUUUCUACACAGAUGACAAUACAUUGUACAUCUCAUUUAAGCCUCAAAUUGUAGCAGGCUUGUGGGUUUUAAGUAACUCUGUUACUUUCUUUAAAGUGUGUGCUGGAUUAUGUCCGACAACUCACUGCUGACAAAACAGAAGUUGUUUUUGCUCCAGUCUUCACAAAUGUUAGCAUAAAUCACAUAAGCAGGCAGACUGUGCAUUGUUAGUGUUUAAUUAAUGGGGGAAAAUGUAUUUGAUGUCCUCAACUGAAAAUUGCAUGAAGCCACACAGAACAGUUCAAUAGAUACCAUGGUCAACACAGUGUCACUACCUGAUGAAAGGGACCUGAAGCACUUCUCUGGUUCUUUCAUCCAAAUAAAAACUUACCAGGUACCA
Molecule: messenger RNA, 2945 nt
Organism: Scophthalmus maximus (turbot)
Lineage: Eukaryota; Metazoa; Chordata; Actinopteri; Pleuronectiformes; Scophthalmidae
Gene: lins1
Product: lines homolog 1
Exons: 6
Coding region: 109-2286 (725 amino acids)
Source: RefSeq, a predicted model, not a curated record